Molecule: messenger RNA, 1513 nt
Organism: Hevea brasiliensis (rubber tree)
Lineage: Eukaryota; Viridiplantae; Streptophyta; Magnoliopsida; Malpighiales; Euphorbiaceae
Product: gibberellic acid methyltransferase 2-like
Exons: 3
Coding region: 174-1367 (397 amino acids)
Biological process (GO): methylation
Molecular function (GO): S-adenosylmethionine-dependent methyltransferase activity
Source: RefSeq, a predicted model, not a curated record
CUUUUAGUUUCUGGUUGCCUUUUGUGGGAUCUUUAUCAUCUGCUGCCUUCUGUUGAUUCCCAUGUGGGCAACACAAUAGCUAAUUAGCUGGCUAGCUAGCUAGCUAGCAGAUUCUUAUUUUUCUCUGUUAAUUUCUUGAGAAUACAAGUGAAUCUCUUUCCAAAGAAGGGCAGAUGAAUUCAUCUCAAGAUCCCAAUAGCUGCUUUAAGAAGUCCAACGUAGCAAGAGGAGGAGGUCUUCACAGAGUACUGUGUAUGCAAGGCGGAGAUGACGAUAGUAGCUAUGCAAAGAACUCAGAAGCACCUGCAUCUGCAAUCAGCUUAUGUAGGCCGCUGCUACUAACAACUAUUGAAUCCAUGAAAAUUUUCUUCAGGAACGAGGAAGAAGCUGAGUCUCUAAGGGUAGCAGACUUGGGUUGUGCAACUGGGUACAAUACUUUAGCCACAUUAGAUAUGGUUGUGGAAGCCUUGAGACGGCGUUACAUUAACCAGUGUGGUUUCGAGCCUGAAUUUGAGGCGUUCUUUUCUGAUCUCCCAUCCAACGAUUUUAAUUCAUUGUUUCGGUCAUUGAGUAAUAUUGGUAUCUUAUCUGACAACAAAAGAAAGCAGUAUUAUGCUGCUGGUGUCCCUGGAUCCUUUUAUGGUCGUCUCUUUCCUAGAAGAAAGCUUCAUGUCGCGGUUAGCUUGAGCGCCUUACACUGGCUUUCUCAGAUACCAGAUGGUGUUUUAGAUAAGAGAUCAGCAGCCUGGAACAAAGGAAGAGUGUGGAUUGAUGGAGCAAAGAAGGAAGUAGUCGAAGCAUACGCGAAGCAAUCAGAGAAAGACUUGGAGGACUUUCUGAAAUGCAGGAAAGAAGAAAUCGUGCAAGGAGGAAUGUUGUUUUUACUAAUGGGAGGGAGGCCUGCGUCUCAACAGCCUGAUAAUCAGUUAAGUGAUCCAGACUCAAGAGCUAAGCAUCCUUUCACCACUUCCAUGGAUCAGGCAUGGCAGGACCUUAUAAAUGAGGGUAUGAUUGAUGAAGAGACGAGAGAUGGAUUCAACAUUCCGGCAUACAUGAGAAGCACGGAGGAGGUGGAGAGGGCAAUAAGAAGAUGUGGUGGGUUUGAGAUAGAAAGAAUGGAAUACAGCAGAAUAGUGGAGCAUUCACAGGAGAAGCAAAAGCAGUGGAUGAUAGAUCCCAUUUCCUUUGGUAAAGCCAAAGCCAACUUACUACGUGCAACUCUGGGGCCCCUUAUUGAGGCUCACCUCGGUCCCUAUCUCUCUCACCAACUCUUCAUUCGCUUCCAAAAUCGGGUCUCUUCUGAUAUUAGUCUUCUCCAUAAAACCUGUUUUUAUGGUGUUAUUGUAGCGUGUGCGAUCCGAAAGUGACACACACCACACAACCUUCAAUUCCCAAUGACCUAAAUCUCAUUAUAUUAGUAAUCGGAGACUAUUUAUAUCGCACAUGAUUCAGGCCCCUGGCUUUGCCUAUUUUUAAGAUUAUGUUUGAGCUUUAGAAGUUUGUAUGCAUAUAU